AUGAAUUCAUUUACCUUUGUGUGCCUCUUUGUAGUUGCUAUUGCCGCUGCGGAACCGUCUGGACUGAUUGCUACUGCGAUCAAGCCUUUUCAGAACCAGUAUGCCAAAAAGCUGAUUACAACUAUGAUUGGAGACAAGUGUUAUAAUACUUUCUUUAUGGAAGGGGAUUUUCUGGAUGUUCCUUGUCUAAAGUAUUCGGUGAGCAAGGCACUUGGAUAUGGAAUUAUGUUCGGCUCCGGAAUCAUGAAGAUGCCUCAAAUCAUAAAGAUCAUGAGAAGCCGAGAUGUGACUGGCAUUAACGCCGUUUCUUUCUACAUGGAAUGCGCCGCCUUCCUUCCUAGCAUUGUGUACAACGCUCUGAAGCACUAUCCCAUUUCAACCUAUGGUGAAAACGUCAUUAUUCUGGCUCAGAACUUCUUUUUGGUUCUUUUGUACUGGAUAUAUGCGAAGGGAGACGCGAAAAAAACGUCUCUCCACAAGCUCUGCGUUGUUCUCAGUUUCAUUCUCUUCUCGCUCGCUCUCGUCUAUUGCCCGGAGCAGUAUCUCUCCGCUCUUCCCAUGAUGGGAACCGUUUCCGCGAUUUUGGCUCGCGUCCCGCAGAUGAUUACCAACUUCAAGCAGGGACAUACCGGACAGCUUUCGCUGAUUACGUGGCUCUGCACGCUGGCUGGAUCCGCGGCGCGCAUCUUCACGACGUUGCAGGAGGUGGACGAUGUGAUGAUCGCGAUGUCGUAUAUCAUCAGUACGACGUGCAACGCGAUUCUGGUGUUCCAGAUUCUCUACUACUGGAGGGCGACGAAGGAAGCGGAGAAGCCAAAGCAGGAUUGUCUUGUUUGUUGA
Molecule: messenger RNA, 840 nt
Organism: Blastocystis hominis
Lineage: Eukaryota; Bigyra; Opalinata; Blastocystidae
Exons: 6
Coding region: 1-840 (279 amino acids)
Source: RefSeq, a predicted model, not a curated record